Messenger RNA from Stegostoma tigrinum, 755 nucleotides. Its product is annotated as utrophin-like. NCBI's taxonomy places the organism in Eukaryota, Metazoa, Chordata, Chondrichthyes, Orectolobiformes, Stegostomatidae. The coding region runs from base 207 to 755 and encodes 182 amino acids. Gene Ontology annotation, cellular component: plasma membrane. The transcript is spliced from 5 exons. Gene Ontology annotation, molecular function: zinc ion binding. The record is from RefSeq and is a predicted model, not a curated record. Gene Ontology annotation, biological process: synaptic signaling.
ACCGUCAGCCUUCCUGCUGCUGGGCCUGCUGUGUUCAUCCGGCUCAACACCUUGUUCUCUCAGACCACGUGAGCGAACGAGUUUGGCGUGUUUGAGUCUGACUGGGAAAAAAGCCUUGAAAGUGCCGUUAAUUUUUUGCAUGACGAGCUGCUGAAUACGAACCAGUCUCACACCAUUGCCAUCACCUUGCCCUUGUGAAGGCAGAUAUGGAUAAAGUUUUCAAAGCUGAUAGAAAAUUGAAAGCACUCACAUCCUGUGACGAUGACCUCUUCAAACAAGGAGCUGAACCCACAGAAUUAUGUGACCAACAAAGCCUGAGCCUUUUGCUUCACAAUGCAGUCCAGAUCCCUCGGCAGCUGGGUGAGGUACCUUCAUUUGGAGGCAGCAACAUUGAACCAAGUGUCCGCAGUUGCUUCCAACAUGGCCAGAACAAACCAGAGAUUGAUGAUAAACACUUUGUAGAGUGGAUGAGAUUGGAGCCUCGGUCCAUGGUGUGGCUGCCUGUUCGACACCGUGUGGCAGCUGCUGAAACUGCAAAACAUCAGGCUAAGUGUAACAUCUGCAAAGAGUACCCACUCGUAGGUUUCAGGUGCCGCAGCCUCAAACACUUAAAUUAUGACAUCUGCCGAAGCUGUUUCUUUUCGGGACGCACAUCCAAGGGGCACAAGUUACAUUACCCAAUGGUGGAGUACUGCACUUCAGUGAGUAAUACAUUGUUCCACUUGAUAGAAUUAUUCCGAUCUGUGGAAACUUAG